Penicillium macrosclerotiorum is the source of this 2283-nucleotide messenger RNA. RefSeq lists its product as uncharacterized. The transcript has 14 exons. The record is from RefSeq and is a predicted model, not a curated record. NCBI's taxonomy places the organism in Eukaryota, Fungi, Ascomycota, Eurotiomycetes, Eurotiales, Aspergillaceae. The coding region runs from base 1 to 2283 and encodes 760 amino acids.
AUGGGCGAAAGUCAAGACAACCUUUUCAACAUCUGGACCUAUGAUAAGGCUGGAAAGACAAAGAUCACUGAUCGCAUUGUCAUAGGGUCCAUUAAAGAGGAUGCGACCUUGGCGGACAUUCGAGCGUCGCUUGUUAAAAGCAAGCUCGACUCCAAAAAGGCCCUUUUUCCUUUUUGCACCAAGGAUGGCGCCCGCAUAGGGGAUGACUCCAAAUGGCAACUCUACAAGGAACUUACCGCUGGGGCCACUGAGAGCAGUGGAAAUGGAGACGACGAGAACCCCGCAGAAGAAGCUACCGAGAAAAACGACACCCCUGCUCUUAGUAUCGCCGCUUAUGAUGUGUAUUUUGAGCUUGACGAGGAAGAAACCAACCGAAAAUAUGGUGAACUCGGCGCCAACGUCCAGAAACUGCUUGAUACUCCGUUGAAUCUGGAGCUUGGCAAAGACAAGGUGAAUUUGCUCAAGGCGAACAUUGCGGACUUUAAAUUGGAAGGCUACGAUCAUGCACAGUGGAAGUCAAUUGCUAGUACUACUGAGCCAAUCUCCGCUGGCUCCCUAUCGGACGCUGAUUGGGACAUGGUUUGUCGAGCCACCCAUUUCUUAAAUGGCCAUCGAAUGGUUUUCUUGGACACCGCGGGCGGCCGAAGAAAGUUUCAAAGAAUCGAUAAAGCGCCAUAUCCUGCCUUUUCUAUCAAAGCGAGGAGCCUCGAAGAAAUGGGAAUGAGCGGCCCUAACGUCACACUUCCAACCGAAGAUCCGAUCUUAUACAAGUAUCCUUUGUACACUGUCACGGAUGACUCCUAUGUCAAUGUGUUUGAAACCGCCAAUGCACUUUCCAACAGCCUUGCAUCGAGCAACUUUUCAUCGAUGGAUAUCGAGGCUUCAAUUGGGGGAGGCCUUUUCGGCUACAGUGCUGCCGCCAAGGGUGGAUUCAGCAAAAGCGAGACUGACGCCCUUGCUACCAGCGAACAAAGCAAGCACAGAAGCAUGAACAUUACAUACAACUUUCCGAGAGUGGUUCUGCAUUUGGACAAUGACAGCUUGGAGCUGACCAAAAGCUGCAAAGAUGCCUUGGACAACAUUAUCAAGCUCAGAAGGGACCCGAAGGUGGCAAGUUGGCAAGAAAGGAAAGCUCUGAUCAAAUUUUAUCAGAAGUUUGGACACUUCUUUGCCACUAACGUAGAACUGGGUGGGAAAUUGUUUUCAAAGGAAGAAUUCAGUUCAUCAGAUGUUGCGAGAACGGCAGAGAUGACAAAUGCCAUGAAGAUUAGCGCGGCGUUGUCCUUUUCUUCUCCAGUUGUCCAGGCCUCUUUUAACUUUAGCAAGGAAACCCAGAGCGCGUCAAGUAGCUCCAGCCAGACCAGCAACAUGAGCAAAGCACUUUCUUGGGAAGCCGUGGGCGGUGAUACGACACUUUGCAACAAUCCUCCAGCCUGGAGCUCUACUGUCAAGCCCUUCAAGAACUGGAGAGUCAUUAACCAAAAGGACGUUAUGGCAAUUGCGGAGUUCAUUGGGACAUUCGAUGGAUAUGAAAAAAUCCCCGAAAUGUUCAAAAUGAUCAGCAAUGAGUCCGCCCAAAGAACGCCUUGUCGCUUCCUCCUGGAAGCGGACCCUGGCCAUGAUGGAAGUAUCAAGGGAAACCAGUACUAUGGCCUUCGCAAUGAUAAAGGUCUAACGAAAAAUGAGGGAAUGUUUGAUACGCUGAGGAAAUGGUGUCUAGAUGAAGAAAAAGUCGUCGCGAUCUAUGGCUCCGAUGACAUUAAUAAGUCAGCCGACAAUGCCAAGUAUAAAUUUCGACAGGAUACAUAUACAAAUGGCUGGCAUGAGUGGGUCGGAAUUGAUCCGCAAAGCGCGCGCACUGUAUCGGGCGGCUGUAUAUUUGAGCUCGACGUUGAGACACAGCUUGGGCGACCACCAAGGUUGACAUACAACACGCCAUACAAAUUGUACAACAAAGCGACCAGAAGUUACUUGGCCGCAGACGUUGGCCGGGAUGCGAGAAUUGGUGGCAGGACCAUGGGGCUUCUGUUUUACACCAGGUCCGACAAAAGAAUCGGGACCUUUAUGUUCCUGAAAGCGAACCAGCCCGGUGCUAGAGGCACAAUUGACGAGGGUGCCAAUGUCUCACUUCAUUUAUGCGACGACAAUGACGUUCCCAUCGGACAGGUAAAGCGCAAUGUAAACGACGCAUCAACGCUGGGCGUCGAGCUAAAUGAUUGCGAGCUACCAUUCCUCUUCACCACAAACAACUCAUAUAUGAGAUACGAUGAGAGUGACUAUUGA